AUGGAUUCUUCACCUAGAUCUCUCCAACCAAUAUCAAAUACAAUAAACGACCCUUUGUUUAAAGUAUUCCUUCGAUUACGACCAUCAUCACCACGAUUCUCACUAUCAGAAACUCGUUUCUUGAAUACUGCGCCUGGCCAAUCAUGUAUCUACGUUACGCCGCCGGCAGAUCGGAGCCGGCACAAAGCGACUGAGAAAUUCGCGUUUACAAGGAUAUUUGAGGAAACAAGUGAGCAGCGAGAAAUAUUCGAGGAGACAUUGCUGCCUCUGUUGGAGGGCGCGGUAAUAGGAGGACAGGAUGGAACGUUAGCGACGUUAGGUGUUACUGGGAGUGGGAAGACAUACACGAUACUUGGCAAUGAUAGAGUCAAAGGAAUGACCCAAAUGGCUCUUGAAGUUCUAUUCAAUGCCUUUGGCCACCGCGUGGUUGAUUUUAACAAAGUCGAUCUCCAAACUCUCGAUAAUUCCGAGGCCCUAGUUCUCGACACGCCCACAUUCCACGAGAGGAUGCAAAGUUCCCUAGAUGGCUACUCUUCAAAACGGUCGUCUUUCGCCCAUAUAACAACUCCCAAUAUCCCUUCUGUGUCUGGUAUAAACAUUCCACUACCAGAUAGUACAUCGCGUUAUGGUAUUCUUUUAAGCAUGUAUGAACUCUAUAACGACCGAAUAUUUGAUCUUUUAAUCGAAUCCUCAUCUUCAUCUUCAACUCCCAAGCGAAAGGCUCUAAUAUUCAAAAAACCUUCUACAAUAUCAGCGUGGGAUACAUCAAAAGAGCAGAAAAAGGUGGUUUCGGGUUUACGGAAGGUCUAUGCAGCGAGUUAUGCCGAGGCUUUACAGAUAAUUGAACAUGGUCAAGCCAACAGAACUGUAUCAACUACUCAUACCAAUAAUCCAAGUUCUCGAAGCCACGCUUUCUUGCAAAUCGAAAUCAAGAGGUUCUCAUCGCGAAAUACAGAAAGAGGAAGUGCAAAUUUAUGCAUUGUCGAUCUUGCCGGCUCUGAACGUUCGCGCACCGCAGAAGCAGGAAGCAUAAAUCGUAGCCUGAUGUGUCUUGGUCAAUGUCUCCAGCUCCAAAAUCAAGGCUCCGACAACGGCAAGCCAAGCAUCGUUCCAUGGCGGCAAUCAAAACUAACAGAAUUGUUAUUCAGCAACUCGUUUUCUGGUGCAGGAGGUGGACAAGGCGCGUGUAUGAUUGUGACUGCAGACGCAAUGGGCGAUUUCAGUGCCACCUCCCAGAUCCUCAGAUACUCAGCUCUUGCUCGAGAAGUCUCCGCACCACGAAUAAGUCGCUCCCUCUCGGUGUGCUCGUCCGUGUCCUCAUGCUCAGAGUCGGCCGUCGAUGCGCUUGCUGGAAGUGUUUCUUCUCUUGCUAUUGCCACUGAUCUCACUGUACCUCCCCUCAGCGCUGCACCCGAAGAACCAAGUAAAGACACAAUAAUAGCACGUCUUCUCUCGAAACUCCAUGAAACCGAAUCUCGAUUGCAACUUGCCGAGGAGCGUUGCGAGGCAUUGGAGAACAAAUGUUUGUUCAUUGAGCAGUCUGUACGAGAGGAAGUGGCAGAUGAUAUGGAGUUAAGAUUAGAAGAAGUACGGCGGAGCAUGCUGGAUAGACUGAGGGUAGAGGAAGAAUGGAGAGAAGGUUACGUUGAUGGAAAAAUUGAGAUUAUGAAGCGUGGAAUCCAAGUUCAUAAAGACGCCCCACGAUCUGUAUACCUAAGAAUAGAAGAGCUUGAAGAUGAGAACGAAAGAUUGAGACGGGAAUUAAUGCAGCUGAAACGGGAGGCUGGCAAUAGGAGUCCAAGCAAGGGACAAAUUCCGAGGGAAGUGAGGGAGGCUGGUUAUCGAACACCAAGCAAGGGCCAAGUUGUGAAGGGAAGAAAGGGGUCGAAGCCAUUGAAGGAUGUGUUGAAUUUGGAAGCAUUUCGAGCACUAACGAUCAGUGGGGAGCGGUGA
Morchella importuna is the source of this 1953-nucleotide messenger RNA. RefSeq lists its product as uncharacterized. Gene Ontology annotation, molecular function: microtubule motor activity; ATP binding; ATP hydrolysis activity. Lineage: Eukaryota; Fungi; Ascomycota; Pezizomycetes; Pezizales; Morchellaceae. Gene Ontology annotation, biological process: microtubule-based movement. Bases 1 to 1953 code for a protein of 650 amino acids. Gene Ontology annotation, cellular component: kinesin complex; nucleus; microtubule. The transcript is spliced from 4 exons. The record is from RefSeq and is a predicted model, not a curated record.